Messenger RNA from Melampsora larici-populina 98AG31, 1359 nucleotides. RefSeq lists its product as uncharacterized. Bases 1 to 1359 code for a protein of 452 amino acids. NCBI's taxonomy places the organism in Eukaryota, Fungi, Basidiomycota, Pucciniomycetes, Pucciniales, Melampsoraceae. The transcript has 11 exons. Gene Ontology annotation, molecular function: identical protein binding; transaminase activity; pyridoxal phosphate binding. The record is from RefSeq and is a predicted model, not a curated record. Gene Ontology annotation, biological process: arginine metabolic process. Gene Ontology annotation, cellular component: mitochondrial matrix.
AUGAGUGCCCUCAGGCUACAUCCAGCUUCAUCUAAAUUCAGUAAUGUCACUCAUCCCGACGAGCCCGCUCCUCCGGAGGUGACCGCACAGAUUCAAAGAUGGGCAGAAUGCACUUUAGUUCCAUACGCUAGACCUCCCUUGAUCAUAUCCAAGGGAAAAGGUUGUAAAGUUUGGGACACUACUGGACGAGAAUAUCUCGAUUUUACCGCUGGGAUUGCUGUCAACGCACUGGGGCACGCGGAUGAGCAAAUUGCCCAGCUCUUGGCACAUCAAGCUUCAUCCUUAACGCACAGCUCGAAUCUCUUCCAUAACCCAUAUGCCGGGGAAUUAGCAGUCAGUCUGGUCGAAAAAACGAAGAAAUAUGGGGGAAUGGGAUUCUCAGGUUCAACUGGAAAGAAAAACACUAACGAAUCCGGCUGCAAAGUGUUUUUCGCCAACUCGGGCGCUGAAGCAAACGAAGGUGCUUUGAAAUUUGCCCGCAAGUUUGGUAAAGUUCAAGACCCUACCGGCAAGAAACACGGCUUGGUGUGCUUCGGAGAUGGGUUUCAUGGCCGCACAAUGGGUGCACUAUCAGUCACAUAUCAGCCUAAAUACCAAGCUCCUUUCGAACCUCUCAUACCCGGUGUUACACAUGGAAAAUUGAAUGAUGUUGCCGCUCUCAAGGACUUGAUAACCAAAGAGACAUGUGGGGUGAUUGUUGAACCAAUACAAGGAGAAGGAGGCAUCAUGGAAGCCUCAGAAGAAUUUUUGCGCGCUCUGAGGCGCCGAUGUGAUGAAGUGAAGGCUGUGCUGAUCUUUGACGAGAUCCAAUGUGGAUUGGGUCGAACAGGUUAUUUAUGGGCACACGCCUCCUUUGAUACUGAUUGCCAUCCGGACAUUCUGACUAUGGCCAAACCGCUUGCAAAUGGAAUUCCUAUCGGAGCUAUCCUGAUGAGAAACGAAGUGGCCAAUGUGAUUCAACUUGGUGACCAUGGAACUACAUUUGGUGGUGGCCCCUUGCAGACCUCCAUCGCUCAUCAUGUACUUCAAAGAAUUGCCCGCGACGACUUCCUUGCUAGGGUCCAUCACGCCGGAGCCCUUCUCAAAGAUCGACUAACCAAAUUAUCUCAAGACUUUCCAACUCUUAUAACAGGACCCAUCCGUGGACGUGGAUUGAUGGCAGGGAUGCAAAUGAAGAAAGCUGAGCACGUAAAUGAGGUAGUCAAGAUGUGUCGUGAAAGAGGCGUACUCGUUCUUAGUUGCGGAAACUCAACAGUAAGAUUUGUACCAAGUUUGAUAGUUGAAGAUCAAGAAAUUAUGAUGGCUACGGAUGUACUUGGGGCUGUGAUGCAAGAACUAGUACGCACUAAUGAACGUUGA